This is a messenger RNA of Gadus morhua (Atlantic cod), 1160 nucleotides long. RefSeq names its product transmembrane protein 42a (gene tmem42a). Lineage: Eukaryota; Metazoa; Chordata; Actinopteri; Gadiformes; Gadidae. The coding region runs from base 115 to 585 and encodes 156 amino acids. The record is from RefSeq and is a predicted model, not a curated record. The transcript has 3 exons.
UGCCAGUCUAAGGCUUGCCUGGCGUGGACCAAGGAAGCGCUCGCCGACAAGACGUACCUGACAACGAUGCAUGGUUUCCUAUGACCGCAUAACCCCACGCACUGUCCUUGGAAUAUGAUUUCUGGGGAUAUUUACGCUUUGCUGGCCGGCAUUCUUGGAGCCGUAGCUUCUUCUUCUGCUAAACUGUCCCUCGGGGCGGAUUACCUGAAAGACAUGUGUGACACAGGGAUGAAGAGAUGGACCACUGAGGACCACUGGAGCAGACACGCUGAGGAGGAAACCCCCUGUGACUGGCUCCACAUUCCUCUGCGCUUGAUGUGCGGAGGUCUGCUGUUCACCUGCAAUGCUGUGAUGUGGACGUUCUUCUCCAAGGCGCUUCGCCACUGCUCCUCUUCCGCCAGAGCCACAGUGACCACCACUGCAUCAAACUUUGUCUCUUCUGCGGUCCUAGGGAAAAUGAUUUUCGGAGAGACCCAUGCGGCUCUGUGGUGGGUAGGGAUCUCGCUCACCCUCUCCGGGCUGCUGGUGCUCCAUGAGUCCACGCCCCAGAUCGUAUCGCAGGAAGACGGCAAGAAAGACAAUUGAUGACACUUCCCAAAGAGAACACUGUUACAAUGUGAUCCCCUAGAGACCAAGCCAAAAGAGAAGGGUCAUCAAAGCACAAGGCUAAAAUGAUCAGCCGCAAUCUGAGCUUAAUCACAUUGUAUAAGGAUAUGUGUCAACGAACAUCAAGUACUACCAAAGCUAAAACGACUGCCUUGCAAUGACAUUAAAUCACACUAGUUGUGGGAACUUUUGUUCUAUAAUGUAUGUCUCUUUGCUGAUCCAUACAUAACUACAGGGAUAGGAUCAGAAUCACAAUCCUAUCUCCCAUGAAGAGCAUCGACCGUUUGACAUGCUCAAGCGCCGGUCCACUGUUACUAGAUAAGCUGUCAAAUAUAUACACAAUAAAUGUAAUAUAUGCGUGUGAAAAUGUUGCUCAUAUAUUAUGCAAUAUACAUUCACCUGUGUGUACGAAGAUCUGUAUUCACGUGCAUGCAUUCCAAUAAGCACUAUGGAAAGUAUUUUCUAUGCAAUACAAACUACUGCCAUUUACACCAUACAAAGAAUGUCACUGAUUUGAAUUCCUGAUCAAAUAAAUGUUUGCAUACAAUCAAGAA